AUAUUUUGUUGACAAUUCACAUGUUGCCGUUACAUAUACUAUACGAUACUAUCGCAUCAGACUACUAAUGUGUGUCAGUGUGCAUUUGUUUUGAGCGCGCAUUAUUGCGUUGACCAACACUACUUCAAACAGCUGAACGCAAGUGGGGAGCUCCAUUCUUGGGUCUCUCGCCUCAGUGCUAUUGCGUGCAUUCAGACUGAAUGCUCAACUAAACGUCAACUCCAAUCGACCAACUACACCCCCUCCUGAAUAUUGCUGCUUUCGACAUACAGUGACCGCCGCCGCCGCCGUUCAAAGAGCAACGUCCGCGACGUCAACGGCAACAAAGGCAACCACUUUAGUCGUUUGCUGACUUUCGCCUGAGACGCAGCCCGAACGCGAUUCCUGCAUUCGGUUUCACAAACAACAAAGCAAAUACCCCGCCCAACCAGCCAUACAUCCAUACACCUGGACACUGGAUUCAUAGCUAUGCAAAGACAAUAAAGAAUUGCCUUGUUUAUUGUUUCAAUUGUUAAUUGGGUGUGUGGAAUAGCGGGAGAAACUUCAUAAACGCUUCUCAAUUCAAUAUAUGUUUAACACCAGAGCGAGUGCGAGGAGGCUGCGAUGACUGAGAGCGUGGAGCUGGUGAGCCAAUAUGGCGAGCCGUUGCGCUAUGAUCGCAAUUUUCAGGGACCUCGACAGCGUGAUCGCAGCUGCACUGAUGUACCCUGUCUAAUCAUAUUUGUGCUCUUUCUGAGUGGCUGGGGGCUCAUAGCGCACUAUGCCGUACGCAAUGGGGAUCUCAAUAAGCUAAUGGUGCCGACGGACAUGUAUAACCAGAAGUGCGGCAUCGAUUCCAGCGUGUUGAACAAAAAGUAUUUGUUCUUCUUUAAUCUGGACCAGUGCAUUGAUCCGCUGGUGCCCAUAACGGGAUGUAAUACGCCGCAGGUUUGCGUCGAAAGUUGUCCUACACAGACGUUCGUUUGGGAUACUAUGAAGAACACCAUGAAUCUGCAGGAGCUGAAAGCUCGACUCAUUUGCAAAACGGAUGAGGACAAGGCAGCCAUUGGAUCUAAAUCGGAUAUUGAACGUGCUAUCCAGGAUAACCGCUGUGCUCGCUACUACAUCAAAAGUCAGCCCUUUCUCAAUCGGUGCAUGUUUGAAUUCUCGGAUCAGCUAUGCGAAUUGCUGCCGAGUGUGCUCUUGCGUGCUCGCCGGGACUCAACGCUACGUUUGCCCGGCAAUGUGAGUCAGGUGGACGAGCUGCAAAUGCAGGCGAUGGCACUGACCAUGCAAACACAAGCGCAGGCGCGCGUCGCAACCCAAACCAUAAGCAACAAGCAGGAUCCGGUAGAUGAACGAGUUGGGCAGUGUCGCCGACAGCAGCUAAACGGUGCCGUCAUUAGGGAGAAGAUGAUGCAAACGGAUACACGACUGGCCAAGAUGGUGGGCAAUCUGGUGGCCCACUUUUACAAUGGCACUCAUGAUGCCCAGCGCCUGGGCGAGGAAAUUGUAGAGGAUUUGGUCAACUCAAUGUCCGUGGUAUUAAUGGCGCUAUUCUUUUCGUUACUUGCCUCUCUGGUCUACAUUGCGUUGAUGCGUUGGAUUGCCGCACCCAUACUCUGGUUCUCGAUCAUUGGCGUGCUUGUCGGCCUGCUAUUUGCCAUCUACUAUAGCUUCAAGCAGUACAGUUUCUGGAGCAAUACGGCCACGGUGCCGUUGCACGACCUAAAUUUACAUAAGCAAUGGCAAAACCUGCUGCAAAAUCCGAAGACGUGGCUCUACUUGUCCAUUGCUGCCUGCAUCGCCUUUGUAGUCAUAUUUCUGUUGGUUAUUGUGCUGCGCAAGCGUAUACGCAUUGCCAUUGCGCUGAUCAAGGAGGGCAGCAAGGCUGUGAGCACCGUCAUCAGCACCGUCUUUUUCCCAAUCUUCUCCUGGGUGCUAUACAUUGGUGCGAUUGGCUUUGCCAUUGGCGUUGGACUCUAUCUCGGCUCCAUAGGCACGCUUUCUUUUCGCAUGGUUCGCCGCCUGACUGAUGCGGGCGAGGUCACCAACGAGCAGUGUGUGUGUGAAGGACCCGGCAUUAACUAUACCGUUGGCGCCGCCUGCAAUCCGGAGAUAUUUAAACAGUAUUGUCACAUCAAUUUGAGGCGCGAGGCCUGCGCUCAGACCACUUGCAGCUUUUUGGAAAUUGAUAAUCCACAGCUAGUGCGCUGGGCCAUGGGAUAUAAUUUAUUUGGAUUCCUCUGGCUGAGCUUCUUUAUAUCGGCCUUCAGCGACAUGGUGCUGGCCGCCACCUUUGCCCGAUGGUAUUGGACUUUCAAGAAGCGGGAUGUGCCUUAUUUUACACUCACACACGCCUUCUGCCAAACAGCCUGCUACCAUCUGGGUACGCUAGCCUUUGGCUCCCUCGUCCUGGCCAUUUGCCGGUUGAUACGUCUGGUGCUGGAAUACAUUGAUGCCAAAUUGAAGAAGUACGAUAAUGUGGUGACACGAGCCAUUCUCUGCUGCAUGCGUUGCUUCUUCUGGCUGCUGGAAUCGUUCCUCAAGUUCCUCAGUAAAAACGCGUACAUCAUGUGUGCGAUACAUGGCAAGAACUUCUGCACAAGUGCCAAGGAUGCGUUUAAUCUGCUAAUGCGCAACUUUUUGCGUGUUAUCACAUUGGAUAAAGUCACCGACUUUCUCUUCUUUCUAUCCAAGGUGCUUCUCACCGCCGGCGCAGGUGUUUCCACCUACUAUUUUCUGGCCAACAAUCCGUCCGUUAUACAGCUCAACCACAGGGCUGUGCCCACAACUGUAGUUGUAAUCGCCGCCUUUCUGAUUACCAGCGUGUUCUUUGGCGUCUAUUCAAUGGCUGUAGACACGCUGUUCCUGUGUUUCUUGGAGGACUGUGAGCGCAAUGAUGGCACACCCGAGAAGCCCUACUUCAUGUCCAAACAACUCAUGAAGAUUUUAGGCAAGAAGAAUAAGCUGCCGCAGCGACAGCGUCGCAGCAAAUAGAAAAACUGCAGGCUAAAUUGGAGUGUUCGCAAAACCAAAGCAAUAUGGAAAAUCCCUUGUAAAUCACAGUGCAAAUUGCAGCUUCGACGAAGUUGAAGCGCAGAUUGAUCUUUGGAAAGAUAUAUACACACAUAUUUAUAUAUUUAUGAUACGGCAAUUAAAGCCACAGGUUGUGCACGAUUACUGCUCAUACGAUAUUUGAUUAGAAGGCAACAUUUUGGGCGGACUGCAAUAACUACUUACAUAUAAUGUAAUUAAAUUAAUGCUACACAUUUGCCAACAUAUAGUAUUGUUAUUGACAUAACCUAUUGCAUGCAUACUCAUUUAUGUAAACAAAAUUAUACAAAUACAUAUUUUUGGCUCAGCGUGCUUAUUGCAACGGAUGCUCAAUAAAUGAAGUGAUAACACGAUAAGCAAACACUUAAGUGUAAAACAAUAGAACUCAUAUCUGAACAUUACAUGAAAAUUAUGAAUCUAAGAAUUGAAGUCUAACAUAACUGAAUGAAUUGAGAAAAACUAAUCAUAAGGAACAUAGUUUUUAUUUCUAUUAAUAUUUAUGCACAACUUGAAUUUAUAUCAGAUUAAUUUUGUUGAUUAUCACGUUUCUUUUCUAUUUAAUAAAAUAUAAUUCAAUUCACACGUGUUUACUUUUACGUCAUAAACAUGCAGUUUCUGAAGUUUACCUCAUUAAUCUCAGUUCGUUCAGUUUUAAAUGAAUUGCCAAGCAAACAUCUUAAAAUAAACAUUUUGUAAAUUCAUUCAAGAAUUCUAUGUAAGUUAACAAUGGAA
Drosophila hydei is the source of this 3768-nucleotide messenger RNA. RefSeq names its product CTL-like protein 2 (gene Ctl2). Gene Ontology annotation, molecular function: transmembrane transporter activity. The transcript is spliced from 4 exons. Bases 604 to 2979 code for a protein of 791 amino acids. The record is from RefSeq and is a predicted model, not a curated record. Gene Ontology annotation, biological process: transmembrane transport. Gene Ontology annotation, cellular component: membrane. Lineage: Eukaryota; Metazoa; Arthropoda; Insecta; Diptera; Drosophilidae.